Molecule: messenger RNA, 2382 nt
Organism: Marmota monax (woodchuck)
Lineage: Eukaryota; Metazoa; Chordata; Mammalia; Rodentia; Sciuridae
Gene: Stx6
Product: syntaxin 6
Exons: 7
Coding region: 235-1134 (299 amino acids)
Biological process (GO): Golgi vesicle transport; intracellular protein transport
Cellular component (GO): membrane
Molecular function (GO): SNAP receptor activity
Source: RefSeq, a predicted model, not a curated record
CGGGGGAGGAGGCUGCAGCGGGGGCUGGCGCCGGAGUCCGGGAUUCGACCCGCCGUGCAGAUCCAGGGCUGGACCAGCGACGGUCCGGGCACCCCAGGCUCUGCGCGCGCGCCCGCUGCUCAGGGCACCCCAGGCCGAGGCGCCGACAACUCCUGGAGGCCGGUGGGUGGGCGGAGGGAGGCCAGAAGGGCGCGGGCGCCCUGUGCGUGGAGUGGCGGAGGGGGCCGGGACGCCAUGUCCAUGGAGGACCCCUUCUUUGUGGUGAAAGGAGAGGUACAGAAAGCAGUCAACACUGCCCAGGGAUUGUUUCAGAGAUGGACAGAGCUUCUGCAGGACCCCUCUGCAGCAACCAGGGAAGAGAUCGACUGGACCACCAACGAGCUGAGAAACAACCUCCGGAGCAUAGAGUGGGAUCUGGAGGACCUUGACGAGACCAUCAGCAUAGUUGAAGCAAAUCCUAGAAAAUUCAACCUUGAUGCUACCGAGUUGAGUAUAAGAAAAGCCUUCAUUACAAGUACUCGGCAAGUUGUCAGGGACAUGAAGGAUCAGAUGUCAACUUCAUCUGUGCAGGCGUUAGCUGAAAGGAAAAAUAGGCAGGCACUGCUAGGAGACAGUGGCAGCCAGACCUGGAGCACAGGAACAACAGAUCAGUACGGGCGUCUGGAUCGAGAGCUGCACUUAGCCAAUUCCCAUUUCAUCGAGGAGCAGCAGGCUCAGCAGCAGUUGAUUGUGGAACAGCAGGAUGAGCAGUUGGAGCUGGUCUCUGGCAGCAUUGGGGUGCUGAAGAACAUGUCCCAGCGCAUUGGAGGGGAGCUGGAGGAACAGGCAGUAUCGGCGCCAGUGGUGUGCCAUCGCUGUCCUCUUCGCCAUCCUGCUGGUCGUGCUGGUCCUCUUCUUGGUGCUGUGACGGUGGCCCCCGUGGCCCGGGUUCCUCCUGCACAGGAGCCAGGGCAGGGGCAGUGCCCUGGGCACACACUCCUCCCGACUCCACCGCCAGACGCCCCUCCCUCCCGCGCUGGCAGGACUGGCGAGAAGAGGAAGAGGGACUGCACUCCUGUCGGACGACACCCCUGCUGCCCGUCCUGUUUGGGGGCCACUAGCCACUGCUUUGCCUUGCUGGACCCCACUCCCUGAGGAGAGACUGAGUCGCCCAGAAGGGUCAGCAGAGCCUGAUUCGCCCGUCUCUGGCAGCUCCUUUCUUCUGCUGUCCAUCAAAAGAUCCCUGUCCAGGAGGCGGCCUGGGCGGGCCGUUUCCCAUCGCUAGAGCAUUUCUCACUCCCCAAGAGCUGGUUGUUGACGAGGACAGAAGGCUCAGAAGCAGUUUGUGACUGCAAAUGCCGUGUUUCAUUUUUCAGGGGUCAGGGCUGAGAUAAAAUUGCUUUUCCAGGUGCUUUUUUUGUGUGGUGGGAAAACUAAUGGAAACAGUGAGACACCCUGGGGCUUGGGGUCGCUGACAGCCUUUGGCUUUAAUGGACAAGAGCAAUUAAAAGGCGCAGCAGGACCUGCUCUGGCGCAGCCCAGGGAAGGGGUGAUGGUGUCUCCAGAGGGGGGGCCAGACCUGCUCUUUGCACGCCGCUGUCCCAGGGCUUCUUCCCAGAGGUGCAACUUACAUUUUUAGGGGAACCCUUGAAUACAUCAUUGCUGAACAGUGCAGAAGCGCACUCAAACGGAUUAGGAUGCUGGCUUGUCCUCACUGACACUUAUUUUAUUCUGGUGGCACUCUCCAUUGGGGGAUGGGGUUGGAGUGGUUAGUACAUUUAUUACAUUUACGCAGAAACCAUCUUGACCCAAAAAGGCUAUUUCUGGGCCAGAUUUCCCUUACCCUGUGAGUAAUGGCAAGACGGGUAAGUGAACCUGACUCUUUUCUUCCUGAAGAUGUCAGCUUGACUGGAUCAUCCAUUCUAAUAACUGAGCCAAUCCAAAUGUAAUGAUAGAUGCUUUAAUUGAGCUUAAGUAGCUGAAGCUGCUGAGACACUACACUUCAAGCUUCUGAUGGCUUUAAAGGCCUUGAAUGCGCACAUGUAUAUAGGAUAUUUUUUAUAGCUUCCCCGAUGCAUAACCUGAUGUUAGAGUAGCAGCUGGACCCAGAGCCGCAGCUGGGCCCCGGGGGCUGCUGGCCUCUGGGCGCCGCUGCCUUUGCACUUGGAAAGAGCAGUAGCCCCCGGGCAGAGUUGAAGCCUGGCCUCCUCCUGUCCUUGUCUUUUUGUGCUUUCCUCGGCACCCUAACUUUUUUCUUACUUUUCUUGUUUUGUUUGUAUUUCUUGUGGAUUGGUUUAUGGGGGGGAGGUUCCCCUUUUUUGUGAUUUUUUGCAACAAGUGCGCUUGCCCAGCUAACUUUUGAAUUGCACUUUUUAAUAAAUAUUUGUAACAAUUUUUAAAGAA